GCAACGACGCAUCCUCGGCACUAUAAAACAUCUCUAAUUUACCUAUUUAACUCCAAUCUGUUUAUAAAGAGCUUGCGAUUUAUAUAACACACAUUUCAUACAAUUUUAAACUUAUAAACAGAGAGAAUGAGUGGGUCUGGGAAGGGUCUUUUAGGGUUGUGGUUAUAUAGAAAUGGUUCAGAUUGGCAGGUGAAAAAUGAGGCUCCUCAUCAUCCAAAACUAGCAGAUCUCCAGACCAUGGCGGCUCAGCAGCAGCAGCACCACCUGGAAGGCGAAAGGAUUUCAGUGAUGUUUACCUUGAAGAAUCAAGUAGGAGGUCUGGUACGCGCUCUCUCCGUUUUCCAAGACUUGGGUAUCAAUGUCCUUCACAUUGAAUCCAGAAAAUCAGCAACGGAAGUAUCAUCUGCUGAUAUUCUUGUGGAUGUGGAAUGCGACCCGCAAAGAAUGGAACAACUCAAGCGGAUGCUCAAACGUGAGGUGCAGGACUUUGAAGUGGUACCGUCUCAAUCCGGGGAAGAAUUUCCACCUCCGACGCCCUUGUCAGCUGCGGCUAGUUUCGAUUUUGGUGAAAUGCCGUGGUUUCCUCGCAAGAUUUCGGAUCUAGAUCGAGCUCAGAAUGUCCUGAUGUAUGGGUCUGAGCUAGAUGCUGAUCACCCUGGUUUCAAGGAUCCAGUUUACCGCAAGAGACGAGAGCAGUUUGCCGCAAUCGCUAACAACUUCAAAUACGGUCAACCAAUACCGAAAGUGCAAUAUACGGAGACCGAAAUUAAAACUUGGGGCAUAGUCUUCCGUGAACUCCACAAACUUUAUCAGAAGCAUGCAUGUGAAGAGUACUUGGAGAACUGGCCUCAGCUCGUCAAAUAUUGUGGCUACAGGGAGGACAACUUGCCUCAGCUGGAAGACGUUAGCGCGUUUCUUAAACGCAAGACUGGAUUUCAACUGCGUCCAGUGGCUGGAUAUUUGUCACCAAGGGACUUUCUCUCUGGACUGGCUUUUCGAUUGUUUCACUGCACUCAGUACAUUCGUCAUUCUUCCGAUCCCUUCUACACUCCAGAACCCGAUUGCUGUCACGAGCUGUUGGGACACAUGCCACUUCUCGCAAAUCCAAGUUUUGCACAGUUCUCCCAGGAGCUGGGACUAGCUUCUCUCGGAGCGUCUGAUGAAGAUAUUGACAAAUUAGCAACGCUAUACUUCUUCACCGUCGAGUUUGGGUUGUGCCGCCGUCCUGAUGGCUCCUUCCGCGUAUACGGAGCUGGUCUCCUGUCUUCGGUGGCUGAGCUUCAACACGCUCUCACAACACCUGAGAAGAUCAAACGUUUCGAUCCUGAGGUCACUGUGAACGAGGAAUGCAUUAUAACAUCGUACCAGAAUGCUUACUACUACACGGAUUCAUUUGAAGAAGCUAAGGAGAAAAUGAGAGCGUUUGCAGAUAGCAUACAGCGUCCGUUCGGCGUUCGAUAUAACCCAUAUACACAAAGCGUGGAGGUUUUGAGCAAUGCCCAGAAAAUCACUGCUUUAGUGAGGGAGUUGAGAGGAGAUAUUUGCAUUGUAUCUUCAGCUAUCAAGAAGAUUUCGGCCCAAGAUAACACACUUGACGUCGAAUCCAUUGCCAACAUGUUGCAUACAGGAUUGCAGGUGAAUGAGAGAAGCCCACAGAGCACUUCUGGUGGCAGUUCACCAAAUUCUGAGCGAGAUGCAUCACCAAAAUCUGACUUAUCCAAAUAAAAGUAAUCAAGGUUACUCAUAAAUGAUAAUGUUAAUACGUAUAAUAAAUAUUUACUUACUACCUAAUAAAUAUACUCUUUCUAAAUUACAUA
Molecule: messenger RNA, 1817 nt
Organism: Pectinophora gossypiella (pink bollworm)
Lineage: Eukaryota; Metazoa; Arthropoda; Insecta; Lepidoptera; Gelechiidae
Gene: Trhn
Product: tryptophan 5-hydroxylase 1
Exons: 10
Coding region: 127-1725 (532 amino acids)
Biological process (GO): serotonin biosynthetic process; aromatic amino acid metabolic process
Cellular component (GO): neuron projection
Molecular function (GO): tryptophan 5-monooxygenase activity; iron ion binding
Source: RefSeq, a predicted model, not a curated record